This is a messenger RNA of Dioscorea cayenensis subsp. rotundata (Guinea yam), 1771 nucleotides long. Its product is annotated as berberine bridge enzyme-like 23. The coding region runs from base 10 to 1611 and encodes 533 amino acids. Lineage: Eukaryota; Viridiplantae; Streptophyta; Magnoliopsida; Dioscoreales; Dioscoreaceae. The transcript has a single exon. The record is from RefSeq and is a predicted model, not a curated record. Gene Ontology annotation, molecular function: oxidoreductase activity; FAD binding.
CCAACUAUUAUGAUUUCUAUCCUUGCAUUAAUCCUCCUCUCCCAAGUGCCAUCUCCAACCACGGCAUUAAUCCCAACUCAUGAAGCCUUCCUCCACUGUGUCUCUCUCCAUUCUCCACCAUCUACUAACCACUCUCAAGAACUUCUCUACUUCCCAAACACCACCUCCUACUCCUCCCUCUAUAUCUCCACCAUCUACAACCUCCGUUUUGCCUCCACUACUUCAAACUCAGCAUUGACACCUCUUUUUAUCGUCGCACCAACUCAAGAUGUCCAUGUCCAAGCAACAGUCAUAUGCACCAGGAAUCUUGGUCUUCAUCUCCGGGUCCGAAGUGGUGGCCAUGACUAUGAAGGCUUGUCCUACCGUUCUUAUGAUCACCGUCCAUUUAUCAUGCUUGAUCUUGCAAAGUUCCGAUCAGUCACUGUUGACGUAGAACACGAUACAGCCUUGGUCGAGGUCGGAGCCACACUUGGCGAGCUUUACUAUAAAAUAGCUGAGAAAAGUCCGGUUCAUAGCUUUCCUGCCGGCAUUUGCCCCUCGGUUGGCGUUGGUGGGCACAUAAGUGGUGGUGGAAUGGGUAACCUGGUGAGAAAGUAUGGCCUUGCUGCUGAUAAUGUGUUGGAUGUCAAGCUUGUGGAUGUUAAUGGAAAGGUCUUGGAUAGAAAGUCAAUGGGUGAAGAUCUCUUCUGGGCUAUCAGAGGAGGUGGAGGUGCAAGUUUUGGAGUCAUACUUUCAUGGACGGUACGAUUAGUUCCUGUCACGCCUAAGGUUGCAGUUUUCACCAUGCAUAAAGGUUUGGCUGACGGUGUGCUUGAUUUACUUGACAAGUGGCAGCGAAUUUCUUCCAAACUCCAUGAAAAUGUAUACAUGGAGGCAGCCAUAAGACAACCCAUGUACAAUGGGACCAAGGGAAUGGAGGCUCUGUUUAACUUCCAGUUUAUGGGUGGAUGUGAAGAGUUGCUGGGGAUUAUGAAGGAAAAUUUUCCAGAGUUGGGUGUUGAGGCAAAAGACUGUAAGGAGAUGAGCUGGAUUCAGUCUGUGAUGUAUUAUGCUGGGUAUAGGAAUGGGGAGCCAUUGGAGACACUCUUGAACAGGAGUAGUGUCUCUGGGAUUUAUGUUAAAGGGAAGUCUGACUUUGUGGAGGAACCAAUAGCUAGAGAUGCAUGGAAAGGGAUAUGGGAUGAGUUUGUUGGAGUGAGUGGCAGGUCAUUGCUCAUGUACAUGGCUCCAUAUGGUGGCAAGAUGGAUGAAAUUCCAGAGUCUGAAACUCCAUUUCCACAUAGGAAGGGUAGCUUGUAUAACAUACAGUACCUUGUGGCCUGGAGAAAUGGUAGUGCUAAUGAGUCUGAUGAGAGUUUGAGGGUGAUUAGGAGAUUGUACAAACAUAUGAGACCUUAUGUUUCCAAGAACCCCAGGGCUGCAUACGUGAACUUUAGAGAUCUAGAUCUGGGGAUGAAUAAGGAUGCCAUAAGCUACUCAGGAGCUAAAGUUUGGGGAAAACACUACUUCAAAAGCAAUUUCAAGAGGUUGGCCCUUGUGAAAGGUCAGGUUGAUUCUGAGAAUUUUUUUAGGAAUGAGCAAAGUAUUCCUCCACUUUACAGGUCAGAAUGAUGAGACAUUUUCAUAUGAUAAAAUCAUGUAUUAGUUUUCUAGUUAAAUUUUCUUUUCCUUUUUUUUUUAUGCAUCGAACUUCAUUGUUUGUAUAUGCUAAUAAAUAAUUUGUAAUUUAAGUUUCAUUAUAUUUGUAUUUGUAUUUCUAAGCACCACUCAA